GCCCCGGGUGUGGCCAAGCGGCUGCGGCGUGUCGACUGUGGCGGAGAAGGCCCAAGGGGCUCUGCGUUCUGGAGUGGCGCUGCUUGGUCCGGUGGCAAGUUGCAGGCUGCUGGCGCUGCGGCUGAGAAGAAGAGCGAGUCUGGUUGGCAUUUGCCGUCCGGGUCCCCUCAACGAUGAGUGCUGCCAGGGAGUCCCAUCCGCACGGGGUGAAGCGUUCGGCCUCCCCAGACGACGAUCUUGGAUCUAGCAAUUGGGAGGCAGCAGACUUAGGUAAUGAAGAAAGAAAACAAAAGUUCUUGAGACUUAUGGGUGCAGGAAAGAAAGAACAUACCGGUCGUCUUGUUAUAGGAGAUCACAAAUCAACAUCUCACUUCCGAACAGGGGAAGAAGACAAGAAAAUUAAUGAAGAACUGGAGUCUCAAUAUCAGCAAAGUAUGGACAGUAAAUUGUCAGGAAGAUACCGGCGACAUUGUGGACUUGGCUUCAGUGAGGUAGAAGAUCAUGAUGGAGAAGGUGAUGUGGCUGGAGAUGAUGAUGAUGAUGAUGAUUCACCUGAUCCUGAAAGUCCAGAUGACUCCGACAGUGAUUCGGAGUCAGAGAAAGAAGAAUCUGCUGAAGAACUUCAGGCUUCUGAGCACCCUGAUGAAGUGGAGGAUCCCAAAAACAAAAAAGAUGCAAAAAGCAACUAUAAAAUGAUGUUUGUUAAAUCCAGUGGUUCAUAACUCCCAAAUACUUUGUCUUUGUAUUAAAAGUAAGCCUUAUUGUUAUAAUGCACAGUGGAGGACUGCUUAUAGAGCACAGACCUUUGUAUUAUAAUUUUUAAAAAGGCCCUUUUAAGUAACUACAAAGAGUGUUUGCUUUCAGAUGCCAUGGAUUACACUUUUAUGGGCAUGACUAAGAUCAUUUUUGUAAAGAGUAUGAGUUGUAUAAAAUAAGAAAUAAAUACAAUGCUCAGUUUCCUUUCAUAUUAGCAUCAUCAGACCUCUAAUCUCACCUUUUUACCCCUUCAGAUAGUUGUGGGGGAAACACUAGUUUUUGACUGUGGUAGCUUUUUUGUGUCUUCAUAAACUUAUAAAAAGUUUAUCUGUACUGUGAUGUGUUCAUGAAAAAAAUUAUUUUAUUAUACUUUGUUAUAGUAGAACUAUUCAUCAUGGAUAUUUCUGCUUCCAAUAACAAUCUAAAUUAAUGUUGACAAAUGGUUAGGUACUUAGUUUAAUCUUACUGAUUCAGCUCUACUCUCUUGGACCAAAACAACAUGAGAGCAAAUACUUUCACAUCUGUUAGGUUGGAGUUACAACUGUCGUAUAUUUGGAAUGCUAUGGUCCCAAGCAGUCUUUAUAUAAUAUGAAUUCGAUUGAAUGUUACAUUUUUUUUUAUAAUAUUCAGUGGAGUUUUACUGAAGAAAUUUCUCUAAUCAUUUGGUCCUAUUUAGGAAUAUGUAAAAGUGUUUUUUGGUUUUUUGGUUUAGUUUGUUUUUUAGGUAAUAUGUGACCAAAGUUAAUUUUCUUUCUAAGGCCUAAAUAAAAGAAAGCAGUUUCCCAUA
This is a messenger RNA of Phyllostomus discolor (pale spear-nosed bat), 1543 nucleotides long. RefSeq names its product chromosome 6 C11orf58 homolog (gene C6H11orf58). The record is from RefSeq and is a predicted model, not a curated record. Lineage: Eukaryota; Metazoa; Chordata; Mammalia; Chiroptera; Phyllostomidae. Bases 174 to 722 code for a protein of 182 amino acids. The transcript has 5 exons.